AUGCAGCGCGCUGGUACCCGUAUACGCCACGGCGGGGCAUUUGGAGGUCCUCAGCGCGCCUGCCCUCACUGCGGCCGCACCUUCAAGCGGUCCGAACACCUUGAACGUCAUAUCCGAACCCGCAUUGACACCAAUGAGAAGGGCUGCUCUGGCCAUCCCUACCCCUCCUCUUUUUUUUAUACCAAGGAGAAGCCAUUCAUAUGUCAUUGCGGGGCUGCUUUUACCCGGCGUGACUUAUUGACGAGACAUCAGCGGAUCCAGUUACACCAGUAUAGCUCCGAGGGACUGGCUGAUGUCUCCUCGGAACAGAGCCAGCAAAUCGGCGGAGAGGCCGAUAUGGCGGCUGCCGCCGCCGCCGCCUCACUCUCCGGCAUGAGUAUGACUCCUUGGGAUAAUCAACCAAGACUGCCAUCCAAUUUAUAUCUUCACGGUCAAGACCCGGUCGAAGUGGAACAACACCGAGAAGCCGCCAUGCAACCAUUCCAGCAACCGCUGCUAUCCCACGAUUUUUUCGACCCAAGUCCAGGUGUCAUAGGUGUUGACCAUUUCAGGGAGUUUGCCGCCUUUCUCGAUGGUGUGGGACUACCAGCUGAGUGGAGUCCAUACUUCCAAAAGCCCGAGCCUGAGCCAGAGAACAGUCUCAUCGACCCGGAAUUACGGGAGUCUAGAGCUACCAGUGUAGCCGCUGCCGGGCGAUCGGGGCGAGCAGGUACCCCCUUCAACUAUUGGCUGCCUUCAGCUCCUGGAGAGGACAGGUUAGCUGAGGCAAACUGCGACACCAGAAUACAUGACAUCAAGAUUGAGGCGCCGCAACCACUGAGGGUUACGGAAGACCAACGCUUCCGCCUCGCUACUCAGCUAGAUUCCUUUCGUAAUGUGGUUGAUCCUGACUUCAGGCUACCUUCUCGACAUACCCUAACCAGAUACAUAACAUCAUACUUCCAAGGGUUUCAUCUUCAUCUACCAUUUAUCCACCAACAAACCUGGCGCAUAGUCGACACCCCCCUGGAACUUGUUUUGGCCGCGGCAACUAUGGGUGCACAAUACUGCUUCGAACAUCGAAAUUCAGAACGGCUUUUUCAAGCAGCAAAAGCCAUCCUUCUUGAGAGAUUGGUUCACGAAACUGGAAACGGGCGCCUUGGCCCAAAGACAAGUGCCGCUCUCAACUUGCACAACAAUCCCUCCCUUGUCGUAUCACUAUCAUCUGCAUCGGAUCGAGACCGGGGUCCUUGGGAACCGAUAGACUCUAUCAGAGCCAUGGUCAUAUUGAUGGGCUUCGCGACCUGGGAGCCGAGAGAACACUUCGUGGCGGAAGCCUUUUCGUUAUCCAGUCUCCUCGUACAGGUCUUGCGCGACGUUGGGUUAGAUGAGGAUGCGGGAACUGAGAACGUAGCCGAGUUCACAAUCCCUCAAGUCGACUGGCUAGCAUGGGUACGACGGGAGUCAAUAAGACGCUCGAAGUUGAUCGCAUUCACUUUCCUCCAUAUUCACAGCGUGGCGUACAAUGUCUAUCCAGUCCUGCGGAGCAAUGAGGUUCGCUUGAGGUUGCCAUGCUCGACAGGUGAGUGGAAAGCGCCGACAGCUUCCCAAUGGCAACUUGCGAGGCGGGACACUUGCAAAGAACAGCUCAACUUUCAGGAUGCAUUAUCCCUUCUUCUCAAGCACUCGAACGGCACGGCAACCUUAGACCCAAUCCCCACUCCUCUUGGUAACUACGUUCUCCUCCAUGGCUUGCUUCAACGUAUUCACAUUGUCCGCGACCUGUCUCUGCCUAUAAUAGAUCAGUCUGCGUCCCUGCCAGCCGAGGAAGUCAACAAGUUAGAACGCGCCCUUCGCUCCUGGACUUCAGGAUGGCAACAAGCCCCUGAGUCGAGUUUAGACCCCAACAACGAUAACGGGCCGAUCCCCUUCACCUCAAGCUCCCUCCUCGGCUUGGCAUAUGUACGCAUAUAUCUCAACCUAGGACCUUACCGCCAACUCGAAACCCGAGAUCCUUCCCGCAUUGCCAGAGCACUUUGUAGGUCUCCCAAAGUGGAGCGUAGUGACGGUGUCAUCUCAGCUUUGCUGUACGCUGCCCAUGCGUUAAGUAUUCCGGUGAGACUGGGUGUCGAUCGAGUUGCUCGAAGCCAAGCUUUCUUUUGGAGUGUGAGACACUCGCUCUCGGGAUUUGAGUGUGCAGUGCUGCUAAGCAAAUGGCUUAAUUCGCUGAAGGACUCGGUGAACGUGGUGCCACUGACUGACAGCGAAGAUCGAAUACUACACUGGGUUCGGUGUAUCGUGGAAGAAGCCUACGCAGUAGUGGACUUUGAAGAGGAUGAACUGGACGUGCAAAGCGAUCCGGCUGGCCUGUCGCAGAAAGUACUGAAAAUCUGGGCCCAUUUCUUCAAGAGUAACACGCAAUGGCCGUUCAUCAAUAUGAUUGGCUUGAGCCUCGAGAGAUAUCGAGACUUGCUUCUUAGAGGCACAGGAUAGCAGAUGCCUUUGAUACCCAACACGCAAAGUGUGCUGAGAUACGGAGAGGAUGCCAUCCGGUCACAAGGAUUGGCAUAUCGCACGGCUGGGGACUGGUAUGAUUCUCAUUGAAGCAGGGGUAGUUCCGCUUAAGGGCGGAGUGCGUUCACCGCUUGCCAGCUGGUCCUCCCUGACAGAGUUUUGUUAGCUCAGCAAGAGGAAAGGCAAGCAGGCGGUCAGAGCGGCUUCGACGGAUGCGGGAAAUGCGCGGGAGCCUAAUUACGCAUACCAUUAAUUUUGGGGUCAUCAUACAUGCGGAGCUUUG
Messenger RNA from Pseudomassariella vexata, 2776 nucleotides. RefSeq lists its product as uncharacterized. Lineage: Eukaryota; Fungi; Ascomycota; Sordariomycetes; Amphisphaeriales; Pseudomassariaceae. Bases 1 to 2472 code for a protein of 823 amino acids. The transcript is spliced from 8 exons. Gene Ontology annotation, cellular component: chromatin. Gene Ontology annotation, molecular function: DNA-binding transcription factor activity, RNA polymerase II-specific; zinc ion binding; RNA polymerase II cis-regulatory region sequence-specific DNA binding. Gene Ontology annotation, biological process: DNA-templated transcription; regulation of transcription by RNA polymerase II. The record is from RefSeq and is a predicted model, not a curated record.